Molecule: messenger RNA, 2528 nt
Organism: Eruca vesicaria subsp. sativa (arugula)
Lineage: Eukaryota; Viridiplantae; Streptophyta; Magnoliopsida; Brassicales; Brassicaceae
Source: the annotation of a GenBank genome assembly
CCUUUUACUUCUUCCUCUUCUCCAUGUCUAUGAGUGAAACUAUGAAGAAAUGUUCGAGAUUUACACACUCUCUUUCUCACUCUAACUCAGAUGUUUUGAUGAGGUGAUUGAAAUGGAAAUGAAACUUGGUAAAGGAAUUGAUAUGGAACAUAGCCCCAACAGUGUUCUUACUGAAGCAGAGAAGAAGAGUACAAGGCUGAAGCCGCCACGUAGGGAUGAGAUAUUGAGAGUCAAAGAAGGCUUCACCGAGAUAAGCUUCAGGCGCUACCGCAGCACAUCCUGUAAGAACUUUUCUUCAAAGCCUCUUGCAAUGUCGGAUAAUAUAACGGAGCAAAGGCGAGGUUCUGUGUAUCAAAGCUCCAAUAAAAAAUUUAAAGAGCUUAGAGAUCCUCAGGGCCGUAAAGACUCAGAAGCAAAACUUGAGCUGUCUCGUACUAGUGAUGCUUCUUUCUCUUUUAGAGUUGUUGAUUCAUCAAGAAAGGCAAGUACAGAGAAAAAAAAAACCAAGAAGGAGAUUUCAGGUGGACAGAAGUCAUCAGCUGAACCUUACACCUCUGGCAACUUCAUUGACAUUUGUUUAAAAUCAGGUAUUAAAGAUAGAGCAGUGGUGUUGGAUUCAGAAGAGGAUUUAGCCGGUCCAACGAACCAAUGUAAUGACCAUAAUACUAGAUUGCCUAAGCCACAAGUAGAUUCAGUAUCUUCAUCAGAAGCCACUUGCAAUAAGGAUAGCUCAAGAGUUAGGAAAAUGCUUGAUCCAUUUGUUAAGUCAAAGUCUCUGAGAAGUCCUCUUGGGUAUUUAGGAGAAGCAGAAAAGCUGGGGAAGAACAAUGAGCGUUGCAAAUCUAUGUUGAGUGACUACUCAAACAAUCAUAAAAGAUUUACUAUGUGUCCUCCUCCAGCUGUCAAUAAGGAUUAUACGUUGGUGCUAAAAUCUUCCCCGGUUCAUCUACAUUGCCGUCUAAAAGUAGAAAGCAAACAUGGGUUGCCUGUUUUUCAGUUUGUGUCAGAUUCUCCAGAGGAUGUUUACACCGCAAAGACGUGGAAAUCAGACAAUGGUUCUAGUUGGGUUUAUACAUUUUCAUCUGCUGGAAGCAAAAAGAGGAGCAGUGCUAGUGUGAGGGGUUUGAACGAUGUUAACAAAGAGCCUUUGCUGGUGGCUCAGAUGCAAGUUUCAUGUAACAUUUGCUCAGAAGUAAGAAAAAAGGGACAAGAUCCAGAGACUUUGAUGGUUAACGAGUUUGUUUUGUAUGAUAUUGCACAAGCGAGAAGGAGUGUCUCCACAAAAGAAGAUCAGUCACUACCUCUUGAUAAACCUGAUUCAGAUUCAAGAAACAGUACAUUGUCCAGGGAUGCUUCUGAUACAAUGAAGCAGAGAUCUCAGACAAAACGUACAUCCCAAAGCUAUGAUCUAGAGGCUUCAAAUGGUACAAGCCCAUGGUCAGCUGCAGAUUUGCAUCCUGACCUUGAGAUUGCGGCUAUAAUUAUUCAAGACACCAUUGAGAAGAGAGAGAGCUUAAAGUACAGAAGAGGUGACAAAAGGUUGAUGGAGAAAACAAAUCUUCUUGGUCUUUCUCCAAUAGAAGAGGAGAAAAAGGAUUUGUUUAGCAGCAGAAGUUCAGAGAAGUUGAAAGUUGUAAUCCCAAGAGGCAACCAUGGGCUACCAACUACCGAAAACCCCGGUCCUUCCCCAUUGAUUCAGAGAUGGAGGUCAGGAGGUGGUUGUGACUGUGGUGGUUGGGACAUGGCCUGUCCACUUAUGGUUUUGGGUAAUCCUAGAAUCUCAUGUUCUCAUGAUCAGCCUCUUGUGGACAAUCAUCAUCCUUUGCAACUAUUUGUUCAGGGUGCUAAAGAGCAUAUACCAGCAUUGUACAUGUCGUCUGCUGAGGAGGGGCAAUACGAUGUUCACUUCCAUGCGCAGUUAUCAACUUUGCAAGCAUUUUCCACUUGUGUUGCUAUAUUACAUAACACGGAAGUCUCGGAUAGUUACAGAAAUGGCGAGAAUGUACAACUGUUCUCACACUGCAACUCACUGAAAAUGUUGAUUGAUGAUGAUGUUCAGUUUUUAGUUGAAGCAGUAACAGAGGACGGAGAACAGAAAGUCCAUAAUCCUGUGAAAGAAGCUGUGAUCGCUCUUCAAUCCUACAUGCCUAACCCUCCUUUCUCGCCAAUCUCUCGAGUGUAGUUUCUGAUGCUGUCAUCAUUGCAGAUACAUAAGAUUGGCAGUAAGAAGAGAAGAGAAGGUUGGUCUCCAGCUCCCUGACAAAGUGCAGACAAGCUAGAACUUAAAGAUGGGAUGUUCUCUGGUCUCCGGUCUCCUGAGAAAUGUGUCACGUUAAUUGUUGUGUCAUUUAUUCAUUCUUCCUAGUAGGAUCUAUGCAAAAGAAAAAGCUACAUUGUUCAUAUACUAUAAGGUAGCAAACGGGAGUUGCCCAAUUUGGUUAGAGUUCUCAUAUUAGAUUUGGUAGAUCUUUCAGAAAAAGUUUUGUAACUUGUAGUGAAUAAUGAGAUCUUCCUUUUUUUCUCUCCGG